Messenger RNA from Cylindrotheca closterium, 1125 nucleotides. The record is from the annotation of a GenBank genome assembly. NCBI's taxonomy places the organism in Eukaryota, Bacillariophyta, Bacillariophyceae, Bacillariales, Bacillariaceae.
AUGGUGCAGCUUAAAGUUGCCUCCAUGUUCUUCUUUUCCGGGCUGGCUGUGGUGAUUGCUCUGGUGGUCGUCGUGUACGUCGUUGCUUGGAUUUAUGACAGGGCGUCUGGGUCAGUGGAGGCCUUACUGACUCCAACAGAGCUAGAGGAGCGACGGAUAGCCUCAACACUGGUGAAAGAAGCUGGUUUGGCAGGUUUGCUACCGGAUGAAAAGAACCGAGUGAUGCGCCAUUUCUUUCAAGAAAGCUCGACAGCGUGCAUCAAGAAUUAUUCCCGUAUUGAUAUAGAGGCUCCAAACGACAGAUCUGAACCUGAAAAGGCUGAUGCUAGUGAUGAAAAAAAGUCUGGUGCAAGGGAAGGAACCAAGCGAGCUGAAACUUUGAUGAAUGCGAACUCCAAAAGUGAUAACGAUUCUUCGAAUACAGAUUCCAAAUUGACCCCCAAAUCUCAAUGUCAACAGGAUACUGAUGUCGAAGCAAACUACAGCAAUGGGAAAAAACAAGGCAAAUUUAAGUCAAAGCGCAAGCAUGGCUGUAGCUGCUGUAAGGGUUCAAACAACUUGAACCGAGGCAGCAAAUUAACGCUAUCAAUUGGUAUCAAUGUGGAUCAGAACAAAAGAGAACUUGAUAAAAAUGGAAAGCCGAAAAGAUUUGGGAGAGAAAAAGAGAAAGAGUCUUCGGGUGGCGAUACUGAGAAGGAAUCCGAGGAAGGCGUUUGCCCAAUCUGUUUGGUUGAAUUUGAGGAAGGAGAGAACAUUAUGAUUGGGAACUCCUGUGGACACGUGUUCCAUUUUGAAUGCUUUAUGCAAUGGGUUGAAAAGAACCACACAGACUGCCCCCUUUGCCGAUCGGAGAUGAUGACUUCGGAGAACUUUUUGACAUCGGCGUAUGCAGUCCUGGGAGAACAGCGGGUGAAUAAACUGAAACACAUCAAUGAGGAAGCCGCGAGAAGAUUAGCAGCUUGGGAGGCUGAUCAGCCAGAAGAAAGAAUAGAAGAGUCAGCUGGUGAUGAAGCAUCAUCCUCUUCAGAGCCAGUUGAUCCGUCGGUCAGACGGGAUCCUCCAGCCAGAAUGGCUCCACCAGCAGCAGCAGAUACUUCCAGACUGACCGUUGCGAUGGUUCAAUAG